Spodoptera exigua (beet armyworm) is the source of this 1167-nucleotide messenger RNA. Lineage: Eukaryota; Metazoa; Arthropoda; Insecta; Lepidoptera; Noctuidae. The record is from the annotation of a GenBank genome assembly.
AUGUUUAGUUUGCAACAUCUGGAGCUGAUCUACAUUACCAAGUGUCUCCUGCUAGUGUCCUUAUAUGCAGCAAGUGUACCACAUACGGUUCCUGCUAAAUUUACAUUGAGUAACUUCUUUGAUUCAACCUUAUCAAUGAUUCAUCCUCUUGUUAGUGCUGGAUCUGAUCGAUGUGAAUCUCUCAAAAGCUUUUUGGGUAUAACAUACGAGCAGAUGCAGGUGAAGAACAAAACAAAUUGGUAUGAUGUGUUGAACAUAGAUCUAGUCACUAAGAACGGAAACAUAAAAUACAAUCUGACGGCAACAAGGAGGAUGAACCGGUUGAUGGCUCGAGCUCAGACCAUAGUCAUACUAAUCCAUGGUUUCAUGGAGAGUUCGAAUGGCUGGAUGGUCAACGCUCUAGCACCAGAACUUUUAAAGAAGUCUGUGUAUAAAGUGUUUGCCCUAGACGGAAGGAAGAUCAUCAAUCUAGAAUAUUUUAGUUCUUCUACGAAUGCAAGAUUCAUGGGAGAAAUGCUUGGCAGUUUCUUGAGUGAUGUUAUUAAAAAUGGUGAAGACCCAUCGAAGAUUUACAUCAUAGGCCACAGCUUGGGAUCUCAUAUCGCAGGAAUAGCUGGCAAAAAAGUUUAUGAAGUAACUGGCAAAAGGAUUAGUCGGAUCACAGCAUUGGACCCUGCUGGACCAUGCUUCAGUAACAUUACUGACAGUGGAAGACUUGCCAGGACUGAUGCAGAAUACGUUGAUGUAAUACAUAGCAAUGCAGGCAUAUUGGGUCUCAAAGCGCCUAUCGGCAAACGCCCAGACGGAUUACCUGAUGGUAGGCAAUUAGCGCCGCCCAUGGACACCUGCACCCGCAAGAAGGAGUUACGAGUGCGUUGCCGACCUUUUAGGGAUAAGGGAUUUGGAGAUUUAGGGAUUGAGGAGGGAUUGGGGGUGGGGAAGGAUUGGGCCUCUGGUCGGAAUGCCAAAAUUCUUUCGCUGAUAGAUAGCUACAAUGUUCCUGAGUGCUACAAAACAUCACGCUACAAUCAAAUGGAGCCGAGCAGCGGGUCGGCAAACGAGCAGACGGAUUACCUGAUGGUAAUCAGCGCCGCCCAUGGACACUCGCAACGGAGGAGUUACGAGUGCGUUGCCGAACUUUUAGGGAUUAGGGAUUUGGAGAUUUAG